AUGACCCCCAUUUACUAUGGACCUUCCACCUUGGUCACCUUCCACCUUGGUCACCUUCCACCUUGGUCACCUCCCACCUUGGUCACCUUCCACCUUGGUCACCUUCCACCUUGGUCACCUUCCACCUUGGUCACCUUCCACCUUGGUCACCUUCCACCUUGGUCACCUUCCACCUUGGUCACCUUCCACCUUGGUCACCUUCCACCUUGGUCACCUUCCACCUUGGUCACCUUCCACUUGAGUCCCCACCAUGCACUUCCAUCAUGGCCUUUCACCAUCACCACUUUGAACUCAACCUUCAUACCUUCCCUAUCCACUUCGAUCAACAACCACAACCAGUCUGACCGUGGCGGGCUUCGGCUUCAGGACAAUCGGUAG
Penicillium crustosum is the source of this 378-nucleotide messenger RNA. RefSeq lists its product as uncharacterized. Lineage: Eukaryota; Fungi; Ascomycota; Eurotiomycetes; Eurotiales; Aspergillaceae. Bases 1 to 378 code for a protein of 125 amino acids. The record is from RefSeq and is a predicted model, not a curated record. The transcript has 2 exons.